GCAAGCAAAUCCAACGCCCCACUGCUGUUGUUGUUGUUGGUGUUGCCGUUCCGUUCGCUACGUUGCAGCAGCUGUUAGCGUAGGCCUGCGCCUUUAGUUGUUCGCUUGCUGAUUGGCUGGCUUGCGUCUGUCGGGCAAACAGACAGGUCAGUUGUAGUAAAAGGCAGCCGUGCAUCGACGUGCUACAGAUUCGUCGUCAAUUGAAUCUGAAGAUCGCCGCAGCAACCGCGACUCUAAGCGACAGACAGGAAAACAACAGAUCUAAUUUAACACGGAGCAGAUCUAUCGAUUUCGAUAGGAGUGCGGUGAACAGACAGCCAGACGAACGAACGUGAGGUAUUUCGAUAGUUGAAUAACACUGCACUGUACCACGGGUACGGACACUAGUGUACUCUGUAUAUUCGACGGUUCCGGCUCGCCCCAAGUGGCUUUGUGAGAAGGUUAUUAUUGGACAGCUGACCAGAAGGUAGACAAGCAGGCAUUACAGAUUGUACCGCUAGUGGCCUGAUCCCCUUCUGGUCUAUUAGUGUUUCUGAUGUCCACCGUGUUUCCAGUUAAUGCUAUCAUCAGCUGACGAGGAGAAGCGAAUCAGCGCCUAUCCGAGAAAUCAGCCAUAACUAACGGGUCAGAAACAAAUUCGUAUCCGUCAUCACACCUGUGACGACAGUAUUGUCAUUCCGUCAUAACACAGUUCCAAACGACUUACUGAUAGAGAUCGGCAAGUCAAGCACAUCAAGAUGUCGUACGCGUAUCUCUUUAAGUACAUCAUCAUCGGAGACACGGGUGUGGGCAAAUCUUGCCUUCUCCUUCAAUUCACUGAUAAGCGCUUCCAGCCCGUCCACGACCUCACCAUCGGAGUUGAAUUCGGCGCGCGCAUGAUCACAAUCGAUCGGAAGCAAAUCAAACUGCAGAUUUGGGACACGGCGGGUCAAGAAGCAUUCCGUUCAAUCACAAGAUCGUAUUAUCGUGGGGCCGCAGGGGCUCUGCUCGUGUAUGACAUUACCCGAAGGGAUACUUUUGACCACUUAACCACGUGGCUUGAGGAUGCCCGUCAACAUUCGAACUCUAAUAUGGUUAUAAUGCUCAUUGGAAAUAAGAGCGACUUGGAAGGCCGUCGUCAGGUGAAGAAAGAGGAAGGCGAAGCGUUUGCGCAGGAACAUGGACUGGUCUUCAUGGAAACAUCGGCCAAAACUGCAGAUAACGUUGAAGACGCCUUCAUCAAGACCGCAAAAGAGAUCUAUGAGAAGAUUGAGGAAGGUGUUUUCGAUAUCAACAAUGAGGCAAACGGCAUCAAGCUAGGACCCCAGCAGGCGAGCAGCAGUCCCGGUGGAGCAAAUUCUGCCGGCGAAACUCAGUCUGGCGGGUGUUGCUAAUAAAUAUAGAGAGAUCAUAUGCUUAAUGUAGAAACAUAAACUCAACCAAAAAGUCGAAGCAGCAACAAUACAAUAUUUAUAACAAUAGCUAACAGCAGAUCCGCAGUAAAUAUACAUACAGACACAUUUGAGUAUGGAAGCAAAUGGCGAAAUAAUGGAAAACGCGAAAAGGAUACGGCCGCCGCAAUAAGCGGUUUCAUCAUCUAACAACUAAAAAUAAUAAUAUGAUAUGGCUAACAAAAUAAUACUAAAAACCAACUAAGUAAGAUACGAAAUAUAGCGUAAUAACAGUAGAUAAAUAACAGGAUUAACAUUAAUAUAAUAACGGCUAUAUGAUGAUCCUAUUUUUUCGUGUAAAAGUCACAGUUAUGUCAGCAAGAAGGAAAGCUCUACAUAUAAUAUAUUAAGGAUAUUUCGGCGUUUUAAUGGAGCAAAAUCGAUGCUGAGAGAAAGCAAUUGCAUAGAAACGUUGGGUAGGUAUGUGAGGACUGAUUUGAAAUAUAUCAGUGGGCGGCUGGUAGAGAUCGCCUCAAAAACGCGCUGCAUAUUGCUUCCCCUCCCCGACAAUAGAAAAUACGACAAAAUCCUGUGGACAUCAAGGACUUAUCAUGGGCGGAUGUGAACGAGCUGCUUGGAGAUGGCUAGGGAAGUUUGGAAAUUCAUUCGAUUGGUUGUUGGUUUUCUGCGCCUAAUUGGUUUUAGCUUUUAAAAAAGGAGAGGUUGAAUACGGUAAAAGACGACGUGAGGUGAUACCCUUAAAGUAGCGAUUCAAACACUGAACGGCGUGUCUUUUAUUAAAAUGUUUUAGGUAUACAUGUCCGCAGUUAUAAACCUCAUGGUUGAUUCAUUGUGCCUCUGUAUAACAAUUAUUUUUUGUUUUUAUUAUAGCGACUUGUCACGUUGAAAUCGAUGUUAUAUGUGGUCAUGUAAACUGUAUAUCAUUUACACGGGUAGAUUUGUUAUUCUUAGGUUGAAGCGCAACGCAAUAUUGGUGUGGUCGGUCUUAGUUAUACGGCUUAGGGUUAAACUAAUUUCCGAACAACAGUAGGCGAUUUGUCUUGCGAGCGACUUCAGUAGAUGUAUGACAUUUAAACCAUUUUUCGUUUGCAAGCCAAUCAGCUAUCCAUGGUGCACAGCAUAAUAAAGUUUGGUAUAAAAGACAAUGCGUUGGAUGCUUGCGAGGGAAAUAAUAAUUUCGGUAGAGGUGAUAAUCGUUGUUUGUAAUGCAGAAGUAGUGGUAAUGGUGGUUACGUCCCGUAAAAACUAGAUCUCAUCCCUAUAAGAAAAGAUCUGUUCUUGAAAGAUUUGUAGUCGCUUUCUAACCAAUGACACUUUUCGCCCCCCUUUCCCGCGUUUUAGAAAACUGCGUGAUGUAGUAUCAUGGCCAGAUAUCAUAAUAAUGUUAUCUGCCCAAAGAGUGUUAUUGCAGUUUCUGGGUAUCAUGGUGCGUAUUCAAAACAAUGUCUGCGGUAUAUGCGUGUGCCAGCAUGUUUCUGAGCGUGUGGUUGUGUGUGAAUCGAUGUUUGUGCUCCGCUCUGUAUUAAUCACAAUGGUGAUAUUGAUGGUGAUGCUGAUAAUUGUUCUUGAAAGUGGGUUCUUUGGGGUUGUGGCCUAACAAUGAAAUAGGCAUAAAGACGAGAUGCAGGACGACAGAGGCAAAAAGUAAUUUUCUUUUCGCCAAUUGGUAAUGUUUCAUUUAAAUAGGUGCUAGUGGAGGAAUGAAAAGAAAAAUUGCUAGUGUCUAGACUCAGAGAAAGAGUACUAAUGGUAUUUUCAAAACUUGCUUAGAGAUCACAGUGCUGUAGACGAUGCCGAUGCAUUAAAACAAGUUAGCUUCGACGAAGAUAAAGCAAGAACAACAUGUCAAAUGGAAAUACUCAUAGCCUAAUGUAGAAGAUCUAACGCUAGCGUUGCGUUAGGAAGAGGUUAGGUGAAUCGGAUUUCUCUUCUUCCCGUGUCAGUUCCCUUUUUCCCGUCACUGCGACUCUUUACACCGUCCUAUCGAAAAUCACGCUCCCAGUAGCUGUUGUACCGCUAGAGGGCCCCUCAGAAUAUGUGGUGAUAUGAGUGGAAGCAGGUGAAUUCGUUAUUUUAACACGUUUGAAAUGGACGUAGGCCAUUGUUCUAUACCAAGGAAGUAGGGUGACGACAAGGACUAAGUGUGAAUACGCGUCAGAAAGAUGGUAUGCUUUAUUUUCGAAUAUCUAUCCUUAAUUAUCACGAUGACAUAGAUGAACUUCUGUUCGAAUGCAGGGAACGACUAGGUAGGUGACGAUUAAAUCCCGAAAUUACGGCCAAUAUGUGAAACUCAUUUAUAUGAAGUAAAGGUUCCAGGGCAACAGGCUUGUUUCGGGAAACAAUAUCUUUUGACAGAGCCAAUAUGUUUAACUUGAUAAAGAGAAAAAGUUCUCUUUAUCCAGAUUUUUCCUCUUGACAUAACUGAUUACCUAUGUUAUGUAGCAUUGAAUUUUCGUAAAAUAGACGAGUAGUGGAUCCUGACGACAUUGCACAGGAUGCACAGACCUUGUGCGGUGCUACUAUCCGUAAUUGCUUUCUAGAAAGAAACACAACUAUUACAGUAGAGGGGCAAAUAUUGAGUACAUAAAAAGUGAUUGUGACGAACGUAUGACAAGACGCACGGUGUCUCGCGGGCGCGAAUUCGCGGAAAACGCGACACCGUAUGGUUUUUCUUGGUUAUACACAACCGAUUUAUCAUUAUCACAAAAUAUUUUCGACUAUGAUGUUAUAAAAUAAACAUUCAAUCAUAACAACAGCAAAAAUAAGAACAAUAGCAGAUAACGAAGCGCAGAGGAGAAUAUAAAUCGACUAAAUACAGCACAGUACUGCACUCUUCUACCGUAACCUUUCUAUAAAGAACAAACAAAAAUUAAACUGAUAGCACGAAACACUGAUAAAGAAAAGUAACUGUAAGGAAACAUAACAGCGAUAAUCAUACAAGUAUAUAUGUUGGCAUUGUCUACAAUAAAGAGUGGUAUAUUGAAGAUUAUUUGUCUA
Molecule: messenger RNA, 4388 nt
Organism: Varroa destructor (honeybee mite)
Lineage: Eukaryota; Metazoa; Arthropoda; Arachnida; Mesostigmata; Varroidae
Gene: Rab2
Product: RAS oncogene family member Rab2
Molecular function (GO): GTPase activity; GTP binding
Source: RefSeq, a predicted model, not a curated record